AUGCCGGUCGUCUCAUCAGAAAAGCUGGCCAGCUUGCAAAGGCAUUCCAGCGAUGUCCGAAAUACAUCGCUCACAGAUGCUCUCCUCGCCACAAAUGGCAUCAUUUCACCAAAGCUCGCGGGCAAGAUCCGCUACUUGGACUCCAGGCCUGAUGAACAACUUCGAGGUAUCACCAUGGAGUCCUCCGCCAUCUCACUCUACUUCUCGAUGCUCAGGAGAAACGCCCCCGAUGCGGCACCGGAAGCCAAGGAGUACCUCAUCAACCUCAUCGACUCACCUGGCCACAUUGACUUCAGCAGUGAAGUCUCCACAGCAUCUCGACUGUGCGACGGUGCUGUGGUCUUGGUCGAUGUUGUCGAGGGCGUCUGCAGUCAAACAGUUACAGUACUACGCCAGACCUGGAUCGAAAAGCUGAAGCCAUUACUCGUCUUCAACAAAAUUGACCGACUCAUCACCGAACUCAAGAUGACACCAAACGAGGCCUAUGUCCAUCUCAGCAAACUCCUGGAACAGGUCAACGCUGUGCUAGGAAGCUUCUUCCAGGGCGAGAGAAUGGAAGAGGAUCUCAACUGGCGCGAGAGGAUGGACGAGCGGGUGAAGGCCGCUGCUGAAAAAGAUCUGUACGAGAAGAAGCUGGGCAUCAAGCGCGGCAUCAUGGAAAAAGUCCUCUGGGGCUCUUUCUACCUGGACCCGAAGACGAAAAAGAUUCUCGGCCCAAAGCAUCUCAAGGGCCGCAACCUCAAGCCCAUGUUCGUGCAGCUUGUUCUUGAGCCCAUUUGGGCCGUCUACCAGGCCACAACAGGCGGAGACCAUGGAAAGGGAGACCCCGCGCUGCUGGAAAAGAUCACCAAGUCCCUCAACCUGACUUUGCCCCCUCACAUUAUGCGGAGCAGAGACCCAAGGUUAGUGCAGAGCGCUGUGUUCGCCGCAUGGCUGCCUUUGUCUACCGCCCUGCUUGUCUCUGUCAUCGAGUCACUGCCUGCACCGCCAGUCGCCCAAGCUGCAAGACUUCCCGAGAUGAUUCAGGAGUCCCCUGGUGGCGAUCAUGUCAGCGACGAUGUCAAGGACGCAAUGGUGUCCUCCAAGACGGAAAAGUCAGACCCCAUCGUCGCCUACGUCAGUAAAAUGGUCUCCAUCCCAGAAAGCGAACUUCCACAGAACAAGCGACGUGCGGGACAGCUAAGCCCAGAAGAAGCACGAGAACUUGCGCGGAAGAAGCGUGCCGAAGCGGCUCGAGCUCAAGCUGCAGUCGGUGGCGACAGUGCCGUCAACGAUCUUGGUACCGCACUCGAGGAAGUCGACCUCGACAAUUACGCUCCGAAGCAAGAAGAGAAGGAAGAGGACCCAGAGCAUCUGAUUGGUUUUGCGCGCAUGUAUUCCGGCACGCUCUCUGUCGGCGAUGAGCUUUAUGUCAUACCUCCCAAGUGGUCGCCGGCGAAUCCACAUUCCCCGGAGCCGCACAAGAUCACGGUGACCGCCUUAUACAUGCUGAUGGGCAGGAGUCUGGAGGCCCUCGACUCUGUACCGGCGGGCGUUGUUUUUGGCAUUGGAGGACUGGAGGGUCACAUUCUCAAGUCCGGAACCUUGUGUAGUCGACUGGAAGGCGCUGUCAACCUUGCUGGCGUCAACACGCUAGGCAAGCCCAUUGUUCGCGUUGCUCUUGAGCCUGUCAACCCUGCUGAUCUCGACAAGAUGAUCCAUGGCCUGCGAUUGCUUGUGCAGAGCGAUCCAUGCGCCGAGUACGAGCAGUUCAGCAGCGGAGAGCACGUUCUCCUGACAGCAGGCGAACUUCACCUUGAGAGAUGUAUCACGGAUCUCCAGGAUCGAUUUGCCCACUGCGAGAUCCAGGCUGGCGCCCCCAUCGUGCCGUACCGCGAGACUAUUGUCAAGGCGGAGGAGAUGCGUCCGCCUGCGAACAAGGACCUCGGCCGUGGUGUCGUGGUCGGUGUGACAUCGUCCAAGCAGGUGUCCGUCAAGCUCCGUAUUCGGCCCCUGCCUGCCAAGGUCACCGACUUCCUCUCGAAAAACAGCGAAUGCAUCAAGGGCUUGUACACCGACCGCAAGGUCGAGAACGGCGCCAGCGAGGAUACGCAAGCUGAUGAGGCCGACAUUGACACCGACGUGGCCGCCGGAAAGACCCUGUCGCAAGACGAAUUCAAGGAGCAGCUCCAGGCCCAGCUCGAGUCUGGCAAGGGCCGCGAAGCCUGGAAGAAUACGGUUGAAAGAAUCGCCGCGUUCGGCCCGCGCCGGACAGGCCCCAACCUUCUCAUUGAUGGGUCCUCGGACGGCAUUCUCCAACAUCUGUUCGCAUCCGAUGCCGCGGACCGUGAUGUCGCCGCAACCGCUGCCGACGAGUCCCUACGCCCUGCCCAUCUGGCCGACAAGCUCACGUACGCCUUCCAGCUCGCCGUGGCCCAGGGCCCUCUCUGCCACGAACCUGUCCAAGGCAUCGUCGUCACGGUCGAAGAGGUCACGAUCCACGAGACCGAGGAGGCGCCCACGUCGUCCGCCCGUCUCACAGGCGAAGUCCUCAAGACGACGUCCAACGCCAUCCACAGCGGCAUGCUUGACUGGUCGCCGCGCCUGCUGCUCGCCAUCUACACGGUCGAGAUCCAGGCCUCGACAGAGGUGCUCGGCCGCGUGUACGACGUCCUCACGCGCCGCCGCGGCCGCGUCCUCUCCGAGGCCAUGAAGGAGGGCACCCCCUUCUUCACCAUUGCGUCUGUGCUGCCCGUUGCUGAGUCGUUUGGGUUCGCGGACGAGAUGCGCAAGAGGACCUCGGGCGCCGCGCAGCCGCAGCUCAUCUUUGCCGGUUUUGAGAUUCUGGACGAGGACCCCUUUUGGGUGCCCUUUACGGAAGACGAUCUCGAAGACCUGGGCGAGUUUGGUGACAAGGAGAACGUGGCCAAGAGGUACAUGGACGCGAUCCGCAAGAAAAAGGGCCUCCUCGUUGAGGGUCGCAACGUGGCGACCGAUGCGCAGAAACAGAAGACCCUGAAGAGGUAG
Verticillium alfalfae VaMs.102 is the source of this 3006-nucleotide messenger RNA. Its product is annotated as elongation factor 2. Gene Ontology annotation, cellular component: ribonucleoprotein complex; cytosol. Lineage: Eukaryota; Fungi; Ascomycota; Sordariomycetes; Glomerellales; Plectosphaerellaceae. The coding region runs from base 1 to 3006 and encodes 1001 amino acids. Gene Ontology annotation, molecular function: ribosome binding; GTP binding; GTPase activity. The transcript is spliced from 3 exons. Gene Ontology annotation, biological process: cytosolic ribosome assembly. The record is from RefSeq and is a predicted model, not a curated record.